Messenger RNA from Morchella sextelata, 525 nucleotides. RefSeq lists its product as uncharacterized. Lineage: Eukaryota; Fungi; Ascomycota; Pezizomycetes; Pezizales; Morchellaceae. The record is from RefSeq and is a predicted model, not a curated record. Gene Ontology annotation, molecular function: carbon-nitrogen ligase activity, with glutamine as amido-N-donor. Gene Ontology annotation, cellular component: mitochondrion. Bases 1 to 525 code for a protein of 174 amino acids. The transcript is spliced from 4 exons.
AUGCUUGCACGAACGCUAUUCCGCAGAGCCGCGGCGGCGGCGGCGCAGAGGCUCUACUCGACGCCGGCGCAGUCGUCGUCGCCGCCGUUGUUGGGCAAGAUUAGAUGCGACAUGAAAGACGCCAUGCGCGCAAAAGACACAAACAAGCUCAACGUCUGCCGCUCACUCAUCGCCGAGAUCUCCAACGCCAGCAAAACGCCCGCCCCGCCAACCACCGACAUCCACCUCCUCGCCAUCAUCACCAAGACGCUCGACAAGUCGCUCGCCAGCCUUAACGAGUUCCAGAGCGCCGGCCGCGACGACCUGGCGGCCAAGGAGGCUGGCCAGAUCGAGGUGCUGAAGGCCUAUGCCGCGCAGGUGGAGAAGGUGGGGCUGGACGAGAUUGAGGGCGUCGUGAAGAAGGUGCUGGAGGGCGGCGUGGGCAAGAUGGGGGAGGUCAUGAAGGCGGUCAUGAACCAGCUGGAGGGACGGCCCGUGGUGCAGGGGGAUGUGGCGGGCGCGGUGCAGAGGGCGUUGAAGAAGUAG